AGUGUCAGUGAAUGUAACGUGUCAGCUUCAUUUCUUACAAUAUUAUUCACACCGCUUUUGACCCGGGAAAACACGCACAACAUCAUGGAGACUGACGAGACGCCCUUGUUACCCAGUUCUGCCUCUGACGCCUCGGAGCCCCCGCCCCACCGCCCGGGAGGCACCGUGAUCACCAUCAUAGGCUCAGGAGACUUCUCCCGCUCCCUCGCCAUCCGGCUGGUGGCCUCUGGUUUCAGGGUGGUGGUGGGCAGUCGAGACCCAAACCGCAUCGCCGCGGGUCUGUUUCCCGAUGGGGUGGAGCUGCGGUCGCAGAGGGAGGCGGUGAGCAGCGCUGAGAGAGUGGUGUUUGCUGCAGUCUACCCGGAGCACUACUCCACCCUGUUGGGGCUGAGGGAGCAGCUGGUCGGGAAGGUGCUGGUGGAUGUGAGCAACGCCACAGAGCUGAACAGCGAGCGGUCGAACGCAGAGAAGCUGGCAGAGCUGUUCCCAGAGAGCCGGGUAGUGAAGGGCUUCAACGUCAUCUCUGCGUGGGCGCUGCAGGCUGGAGCCCACGAUGGAAGCAAGCAGGUCCUGAUCUGCAGCGACUGCUCCGUCUCUAAAGCCUCGGUGGUCCAGCUGGCUCGUCGUCUUGGCUUCAGUCCCGUGGAUCUGGGGGGUCUGUGCUCCUCUCGGGACAUUGAGGAGGCGCCGCUCCUCCUCUUUCCCUCCUGGGGAGCCCCCAUCCUGGCCACCUUCCUCCUCUUCCUCUUUUUCUAUGGCUACAACUUCCUGAAGCGCAUUCUGCUGCCCUACCUCGAUCAUGGGGAGAACAAUUUCUACCAGCUCCCCCUGGUGACGGUGAAUCAGACGCUGCCGGCGGUCGCCCUGAUGACACUGGCUCUGGUCUAUCUGCCAGGUCUGCUGGCGGCUGUCCUUCAGCUCAGCAGAGGAACCAAAUAUAAGAGAUUUCCUGGUUGGUUGGACUUCUGGCUGUGCAGGAGGAAACAUCUUGGCCUGCUGAGCUUCCUGUGUGCUGCCCUCCACGCUGUGUACAGUAUGUGUCUGACACUGAGGCGUGCAGCGGGAUACACACUGCUGAAUGCUGCUUACCACCAGGUGAAAGCUGGUGUUGAAAACUCCUGGGUGGAGAAGAUGGUGUGGAGGUCUGAUCUCUACCUGUCCUGUGGAAUUCUGGGAUUUGGAGUCCUCUCUCUGCUGGCUGUUACCUCUCUUCCCUCUGUGGGAAAUGCUCUCAACUGGAGGGAGUUUACAUUUGUUCAGUCAGGACUCGGUUACGCUGCCUUAACUCUCUCCAUCAUGCACACGCUCUUCUUCGGCUGGGACUUUGCCUUCUCUGCUGAGGCCUACCCUUACUUCCUGCCACCGGUGUACCUGCUGGCCCUCAUCCUGCCCUGUGUGGUCCUGGUCGGGCGGAUCCUCUUAGCUCUGCCGUGCCUGGCGUUCAGGCUGGCAAAGAUUCGCAGGGGCUGGGAGAGUGCACGACACCGGCCCCCAAAUACCCGAAAGGAAGCAGACCCUCCUCGAAACUUUGGUGACGUCUAGUGUUUCAGGUAGAAGCAGAAACCAAUCAGGACAACCCAGAGGUGUUUCUCCUCUCUGUGAGAGUCUCUGCCAUUCUGUCACUUCCUCUGUGUGUUUGAGAGGCUGCAGCCGGACUUUCCUUCUUCAUACUAACCUGC
This is a messenger RNA of Scomber japonicus (chub mackerel), 1679 nucleotides long. It is a transcript of the gene steap3, whose product is annotated as STEAP family member 3, metalloreductase. Gene Ontology annotation, cellular component: endosome; plasma membrane. The record is from RefSeq and is a predicted model, not a curated record. The transcript has 6 exons. Gene Ontology annotation, molecular function: ferric-chelate reductase (NADPH) activity; cupric reductase (NADH) activity. NCBI's taxonomy places the organism in Eukaryota, Metazoa, Chordata, Actinopteri, Scombriformes, Scombridae. Bases 85 to 1542 code for a protein of 485 amino acids. Gene Ontology annotation, biological process: copper ion import.